AUGAGUGCGUGCCCGGGCGUUCUACCCGCCUGCUCCAUCGCGCUGCGGGUGAACGCGGCGCUGCACUCUAAAUUGGACCGGUGGUCGCGUUGGCCCGAGGAAGACUCAACAAAAUCGUGGAGCGAGACGGAGGAGGAAAGCGGCAUAGGACGGGGGAAGUGUGGACGAGUGCUUCCUCCCCGCCUCCCCUUUCCGCCCAUCGCCGCGCUUUUGGGCGAGGUGGAAGGGGACGAAAGGGGGAAAGCUAGGGAGGAAGAUGGGGGGGAAGGAGCGCAGGAGGGCGCGGCGGUGUUGAUGGCAACAGGGGACUGUGGGCGGGAGCACAGGGCUGGGUUUGAACGAUGUCAAGUGGUGCGGGGAGCGAUUGCUGGGUUCAAGCACUCGCGCUUUCACUGGAUGCUGCAAGGCCAGCCGUUUGAUCCUUGCACAUGCCCCUUGUGCCACGACCAGCUUCCCCUGUACGUGUGCCGUCCUGCAGGCAUGGAGCGCCACUGCUCUGCUGAAAACCGACGGCUCACGUUGCAUUGGGCUGUGAGGGCGAUGCCUGCUGCUUCAUCUGCACCCAGGUUGGGUUGCCACUAG
This is a messenger RNA of Closterium sp. Naga37s-1, 582 nucleotides long. Lineage: Eukaryota; Viridiplantae; Streptophyta; Zygnematophyceae; Desmidiales; Closteriaceae. The record is from the annotation of a GenBank genome assembly.